This is a messenger RNA of Amphiprion ocellaris (clown anemonefish), 11445 nucleotides long. Its product is annotated as nucleosome-remodeling factor subunit BPTF-like. Gene Ontology annotation, biological process: regulation of transcription by RNA polymerase II. Gene Ontology annotation, molecular function: RNA polymerase II cis-regulatory region sequence-specific DNA binding. The record is from RefSeq and is a predicted model, not a curated record. Lineage: Eukaryota; Metazoa; Chordata; Actinopteri; Pomacentridae. Gene Ontology annotation, cellular component: NURF complex.
GAGAGGCAGAGAAGAAGAAAAAUGGCGGCUCUAGGCGAACCCGAACGGGACGCCGGGCUAACGUUUUGAGCUUUCUCACCCGAAAGGACCCAGGGGCUCCGCGGGGUGACCGCACGGUUUGAAUCCUCGCUGCUUUGGCUUCGCGGCGGUAUCGCUUUCGCUGGCGUCCGUGCAGGCUAAAUAAACGCAAACAUUGGGAUUGUAAAAUAAUAGAAUUCGCCUAUCAUGAGAGGGAAAAGGGGCAGGCCGCCCAAACCGCUACAAACCGAGGAGCCAUCACCAGCUACGGGCCGGGGCUUGCGACCCAGGAGGAAUCUGAAGCCCAGGUUGAGGGACAGCGGGGAUGAGGACGCCGACAGCCCCACAAGGGAGCCCACCAAGUCGGCCAGAAAGAGGAAAUGGGGCUCCGUAACGUCAACACGGGGCAGGGGACGAGGGAGAGGUGGCGGCGGCGGCAGAGGAGGCAGAGGUGGACGUGGAGGAAGGCGGACGGCUGCGUCCAAAACAGUGGUGUACGACGACCACGAGAGCGAGGACGAUGACGAUGCUGUCAGUUUGAGGUCGGAGGAGGACGAGUUUAUUGAGGAGGAACCUCAGUCCGAGGAGGAUGAGGCCCUCAAAGCAGACUCUGAUUGCCUGGAAGAUGAUGUGCUGGACGAGGAGGAGGAGGAGGAUGAUGCCAGCUACUGUACUGAGAGUAGCUUUCGGAGUCAGAGCACACACGCUAGCACUCCGGGGAAGAAGAAAUUUCGGGCUCCUCGACCUCGUACUCCCAUUCUCGAGGACAAGGAGAUUCCCCCUCUUGAGCUUCCUGAGACCUCUAUGGAUCUCCUGGUGCCUAACGAGGAGCUCCUCAAUGCCACCUCCAUCUACGAGGUGGUACGGAACUUCAGCCCGGUGCUGCGUCUCUCACCAUUCCGCUUUGAGGACUUCUGUGCAGCACUGGUCGGCCAGGAGCAGUGCACUUUAAUAGCAGAGACCCAUAUUUCCCUGUUGAAGGUCAUCCUACGUGAGGAGGAUUCUUCCAACACUACCUUUGGCCCCGCUGACCUCAAGGACAGCGUCAACUCCACUCUGUACUUUAUUGAUGGCAUGACAUGGCCUGAGGUGUUGCGGGCGUACUGUGAGAGUGACCGGGAGUACCAUCAUGUUCUGCCAUACCAGGAGGUGGAUGAGUAUCCCUACGGUCCCCUUGAAGGCAAGAUCAAGGUGCUGCAGUUCUUAGUGGACCAGUUUCUCACCACCAACAUCGCCCGUGAGGAGCUCAUGUCUGACGGCAGUAUGCAGUAUGACGACCACUGCCGUGUGUGCCACCGCCUGGGGGAUCUGCUGUGCUGCGAGACCUGCUCAGCUGUCUACCACCUGGAGUGUGUGAAGCCACCACUUGAGGAGGUUCCAGAGGACGAGUGGCAGUGCGAGAUUUGUGUGGCACACAAGGUGCCCGGUGUCACAGACUCUGUGACUGAGGCCCAGAAAAACAGGCCCUACAUCCGCCAGGAGCCCAUUGGAUAUGACCGGCACCAGAGGAAAUACUGGUUCCUUAACAGAAGGAUUAUUGUCGAGGAAGAUGGGGAGCAUGAGAAGAAGAAGAUCUGGUACUACAGCACCAAGGCACAGCUGGAAGAGCUCAUGGAGUGCCUGGAUAAGGAGUAUUGGGAGAUGGACCUGUACGCCACGCUGGACGAGAUGAAGGAGGAGGUGCAAGCUCACAUGGACAUCACAGAGGACCUCACCAACAAAGCCCGUGGAAACAAUAAAGCCUACCUCACUGCUGUCAACGAUGUGAUCAUGGAGCGUCUGAAGGUGAAGCGGGAAGCAAAGAUGCGAACAGAGGAGGCAAAGCAGGAAGCAGAAAGUGUAAAUACAGCUGAGAACACUGCAGAGUUCCCAUCGAAGCUCAACAAUGGAGAAUAUAAAGAUGCUGAGGCAUCGGAAGAUGCUAGUUCACAAGCAGCUACCGUUGCCCCUGCUGCAGAAGACAGCUGCGUGUCAGAUCCUAACCCCAGCUCUGCCACCCAGGACACAACUGCGCCUAAAACAGAAUCCCUUGAAUCAAACAAGGAAACCCAGCCUGCUCAUUCUGGGAACCAGGAGAGCUGUGAGACCCCUCCGGUGGCAAAGCAGGAACGGACAGAUGAAGACGGGAAAACAGAGUCUGGCAGUGAAGCCGCACACCCUGAUGACUCACAGGCAGCAACCCAAGAUCAACAACUGCAGCAGCAGCAGCAGUCCUCUCAGCCAGAGUCGAGUGGUGGCAGCAGUCAGGUUCCUGGAUCUGGAAGCCUCAAGAAACCAGAACCCCCCGACCUGGCUGAUAGGUCCUCCCAGUCCUCUUUUACCAGCCAGGAUGGGGCAGACGAGUAUAACGAAAGGCUCAAGAGUGAGAAAGCUGCAGGACGGGAAUCAAAUAACCAAAUGCCCAAAGGCAGCACAGAGUCGUCUCCUGUCUGCUCCGAUGGUGAAUCUUCACGUCUCAGCUUCUUCAAAAGGGACCUGGCAGUGAACUUGAACAACUUGUUCAAACUGGGUCAGGAGGGCAAAUACAGGGUGUACCAUAACCAGUACAGCACCAACGUCCUGGCACUAAACAAACAUCAGCACCGAGAGGACCACGACAAGAGACGCCACCUUUCCCACAAGUUCAGCCUGACCACCGCGUCCGAGUUCAAAUGGAACGGCUCGAUCUACGGUUCACGAAGUUUGACCGUCUCCACCCUGCGUCUUACGAUCAUCCAGCUGGAGACAAAUAUCCCUGGGCCAUUUAUGCAUCCCAACUGGGCAUCACACAGGACCAAUUGGAACAAAGCAGUGCAGAUGUGCAGCAAGGCCAGGGAAUUUGCCUUGGCCUUGGCUAUACUGGAGUGUGCCAUCAAACCAGUGGUUACGCUGCCUGUAUGGAAAGAUUCUCUUGGACACACGAGGCUACAUCGCAUGACCUCCAUGGAGCGUGAAGAGAAAGAGAAGGUGAAAAAGCGAGAGAAAAAACUGGAAGAUGAAGAGACACUGCAGCAGGCCACUUGGGUGAAGUACACCAUCCCUAUCAAACACCAGGUGUGGAAGCAGAAGGGGGAGGAGUACAGGGUGACGGGUUAUGGUGGUUGGAGUUGGGUCAGUAAGACCCGUGUGCCACGUUUUGUUCCGAAGCUACCAGGGAACACAAACGCAAACUACCGCAAAGAACUGGAGGCAGCUAAAUUGAAAAAGGAAAAUGUAGCAGUUUACACAAAUAAGAAGAAAAAGUUGAUGGAAGCUGAUAAGCAGACUCUUCAAAACACAGCAGAUGAGGAAAAGAAACAGACAUCAAACACUUUCUUAGAGGAGGACAGCAAACCUCAGACCUCAGGAGAACAUGAAAAACCUGCAGAAGAAGGGCAGCAGGCAAAAAAUGCAGAAGAGAAGAGAGAAGAGGAAAAAAUGGAGGUGGACUCCUCCCUCGAAACUGCUGCUUCAACUGAUAGCAAAGAUAAAGUGGAAAACACGGACCCGUCCUCGCCCGCUGUGCAACCUGCAGAGGAAGAAUCAGCCCAGAUAUCUGAACAACCCAAAAAGGAAGAGAGUGCAGCAUCAAAAAUCUUUUAUGAUGUUGUGAAUGUCAGCGAGGGCUUUCAGCUGCGAACAGCUUAUAAGAAGAAGGUAAAGCCGUCCAAACUGGAUGGGCUCUUGGAGCGACGGGUAAAACAGUUCACUUUGGAGGAGAAGCAGAGGCUAGAACGGAUGAGACAGGCAUCCCUUUUGUCCAAAAUGGUUGCUACAAAGCCUGCUUCUGGGGUUAAGAUUGAAGGAUCCACAUCAAACAAACAGCAGCCUGCUGUGAACCCAUGUGUUAAAGUAGAGGAGAAGGAGGAGAGCUUACAAGUGAAAGACCAUGUUGUUAAAAAGCUUGACUUUGAGCAGGAACACACAGGGGCAAACAGGGACAGCCUAGAUGUCAAAUCAGACAUCACACUGCCCUGCCACAGUAAACAGACAGAGGUAAAUGCUGUGCAUGGCAACGGUGGGGAGGUCGGUGCCCAUAAAGAAGUGAACGGAGAACCUUUAGCAAGCACUGAACUCAACAGCAAAAACAAUUGCAUUUCAGAGACAAUUGAAAACGAUGAAAAAACACAAAAGCCAGAAGUGGCUCGAGUGGGAGAGAAUGCUAAAAAACGUUCAUAUGAAGAAAUGGUGCAAAGCAGUGGACAGAGCAACACAGAGAGCAUGGACAUAACCGAAAGCAAGAGCAGUACAUUGCAGGUGAAUGGAAAAUCCCUGGUCACCGCCCCGACAGACCAAAUCAUCAACUCUGACACGGCCAAUCAAGUUCUAAGUGACAUCAAAGACCCUCAGAAAGAACCUGUCAAGACUCUGAUGAACGGAAACGUGUCACAGAAUGAUGUGUCCAACACAUGUCACUCACCUCCCCUGAAAGUUCCAAAAUUAGAGAACCAUUUUGGAGGGAUAGGAGGCACUCUCAGUAAGAGUGAGGAUGUGGCCAUGGAUGGUGAGGGGCCAAUGCUUGCUAAGCUUCAAUCCUCAAACUCGUCUUGCCAGAAUAGUAAUAGUACAGACAAUUGCGCUAAUAGUGAAGGUCUAAAGACUUCCAUCACCUCUAAUAUCACCACGACAGAGUCUCAAAAUGCCCUCACAUCUGACUCCUCCGGCACCGGUGGGAAGCCUGAUGUGACAUCUCAAGCAGUAAGUAGUGCAGCUUCCUCCGUCAACCCUUCUGCCACCACCCAGCCCAGCUCUGGAGCGGUCGUAGCCCCGAAGAGUAAAGUUCCGAUUACCGACACCAAAAUGGCUGCGUCUGGUUCCACGUCAAACAGCUCCAUGACAAUUAGUAAAGAGUAUACCACCAGAGACCGAGUCAGCCUUCUAAGAUUCUCUAAAUCCAAGAAGACGCGUUCAGGCACCGCCUUGCCAUCCUACCGCAAAUUUGUUACCAAGAGCAGCAAGAAGAGCAUCUUUGUCCUGCCCAACGAUGACCUGAAGAGGAUGGCGAGGAAGGCAGGCAUCAGAGAAGUGCCUAUCUUCAACUACAACGCCAAGCCUGCCCUGGAUAUAUGGCCGUACCCCUCGCCUCGGCCCACCUUUGGGAUCACAUGGAGAUACCGUCUCCAAACUGUGAGGUCGCUGGCAGGUGUUAGCUUGAUGCUGAGGCUGCUGUGGGCCUGCCUAAGGUGGGACGAUAUGGCUGUUAAACCCUCUGCUGCUGUUGGGACUACACGGAAAGAAACCACGGACACAGACAUCAUCACGACAGAGAUUAUAAAAAGAAGAGACGCUGGGCCUUAUGGCAUCCGUUCAGAAUACUGCAUCAGGAAGAUCAUCUGUCCCCUUGGAAACAGAGACACUCCCAAAGAAACCCCGACUCCACAGAGGAAAGGCCUUCGCUCAAGCGCCUUGAGACCCAAGAAGCAGGAACCAGCCAAGCUGACUGGGCCUAUCGCCGUGGAGACAUGGGUACCUGAGGAGGACCUGGAGUUGUGGGAGAUCAGAGCCUUUGCAGAGAGACUGGAGAGAGAGAAGUCUCAGGGUUUAGAUCCCUCCAAGACCGGGGCGACUCUGAAGACAGCGGAGGAAGUCAAGGCCCAUUUGGAGAAUCAGCUGAAGCAGGCCAGACUGGCUGCCCAGCAGAAACGUCUUGAGCAGCAGAGACCAGGUACUCCUGCCACGGCUUCCACAACCACCACCUCAGCCAGCAUUCCCAGCACCCCAGUGUCCACAGGCCAGAGGAUGGGUCAAGCAACAUCUGGAACCAAGAUGGUCCUGGCCUCCAAACUGGGCUCUCCAGUUCCGUUCCAGCAAGACAAGAACUUCCAUCAAUCUUUUGCCUCCUGGGUCAAGCAGGGUCAGAACAACAACAACAGCAGCUCAGCCUCCACUGGCUCGGUGGCCACUGUGGCUAGCAGCAUCACCACCACAGAGCAAACCUUCCAGAUUGCUGGCAGCCCAGUGACUGUGGCUGGCCAAGUCCUCACCGCCAAACUGCCCCUCCCUGCUAACAGCAAGAUUGUCACGCUCAACAUGCCCACUACUCAAGGAGGUGUAGUUCAACAGAAAGUCCUGGGCAUUUUCCCCUCUGGGCCUCCUGCGAACCUCAGAACAUACAGCACACUACAUCCCACAACUGGCAAGGUCAACCUCAGAGCCACAACCUCUGCCUCAGCUACCCAACAGCAGGCCACCACAGCAGGAGGCCAAACACAGCCUGGCAUGACGAUGAACCAAACACUUUCUCCAUCUACCUCUGUGGGCACAACAAUGAUCAGAAGUCCAACAUUGGCUCAACAAGGCCAGGUUCAGCAGGCUGCAACCCCGAUGGGCCGUGGUCAGCCUGCAGCUGUACCUGGUUCUACUCCUGUGCAGGGAGCUGCAGCUCAAAGAGGUCCUGCAGCAUCACCUUGUGCAGCCACCACAGCUCCUGGACAGUCCCCUGUAGCUUCGUCUCAGCCUCAAAGACCACAGCAGGGUCAAGUCAAACUCACUAUGGCGCAGCUCAUGCAGCUCACACAGGGUGCACAGGGAGGAAACCCAGGUCUGACGGUGGUGAUCCAGGGUCAAGGCCAGACCCAGGGACAGCUCCAAAUCAUCCCCCAGGGUGUAACAGUCAUCCCAGGCCCUGGCCAGCAGCUAAUGCAGGCAGCCAUGCCCCCCAGUGGCCAGGUCCAACGAUUCCUCUUCACUCCUAUGCCUCCAUCCUCAUCAGCCUCAACUUCAGUUCCCACCGCUGCUACCCCUACAAAACCUGCCCCAGCCCAGAUUACUCAAACCCAAAUGUCCACACCAACCCAAGCGAGAGCCCUUGCACAAGUCCAGACAACUCCCUCAGCCUUAGCCCAAACACAAAUGACAGCCCCUCUGCCUGCCCCAACACAUGUUGCAGGUUCAACACAAAUGCCAAGCUUAGCCCCAGCCUCAGUCCCUCUGCAGACCCCAGUCACAGCCCCUGUGUCUGCUCCACCACAAGCUGUAGCCCAAACACAAGUAUCAGCUGCUACCCCGUCAUACGUCCCCACACAGUCACAAAUAUCUGCUCCUAUGCCUGCUUUGCCACAAGUUGCAGCCCAGUCCUCCAUGCAUGUUCUGUCUUCCACACCAGCCUCAGUUGCUUCACAGUCCCAAGUGGCAAGAUCUUUACCUUCUGCAACACAAAAUGCAGGCGUAACUAUGACACACAAACAGAUCUUCACCUCAGUCACAGCCCCUCCACAAAACCAAGCUGAACUCCAAGCCGUGGUCCAGACUCAAGUCUCCAACCUUACACCACCUUCAACCCAACCUGCAGGUUCGCUCCCUGUCCCAACACAUGUUGCGUCCCAACCUCAAAUCCAGGCACGUGCCUUCAGUCCUGUGACAGGCUUAACAUCAACCCCUGGCCAGACGCAUGUUACUGCUCCUGCUUUAUCCCACAUAUCAGUCAAGGCAGUUAACCAAGUUGCUGCUGCAGCAGCCGACAUUAAUUCGGCCCAAAUGCCCGUUUCUGCCUCUCUUCCUUCACCUGUCCAAGCUCCAACCCCUGCUCUCGCACCUGUUUCUGCUCCUGUCAUAGCUGUUGUGUCCACCCACAUUGCUGUCCCGUCCAUAGCCAAAGCUCCACCUCAAAUCCAAGCUAUUGCUCCUGUUCCCCUUCAUGCUGGUGUGGCAAAUGCUGUUGUCACACCAGUCACAGCCACAUCUACAACACCUUCAGUGCCAGCUCUAACAGAGCAGAGGGCAGCUCCGCCUCAAGGAUGGGCUCCAGCCUCAUCUCAAGCCCUGACUCCAGUUCAGCCGGCUCAACAGGCUGCAGUUCCAGUUCAGCCACCUGCUCUGGCCACUGUACCUGCCUCUGCCCCUGCACCCAUCUCCACACACUCCCCCAUCACCCCUCUGCCUCAGGCAUCUCUGACUCCUCAGUCUCAAGCACAAGUCCAGCACCCUGCCGUCGUGUCCGUGCAGCAGAUGUCUCAAAUUCCAGUCUCAUCAGUGCAGGUUCAUAUGAAGGGAUUACCCGUCUCCUCUGUUGUAACCGCUGUGAGACCCACACAGCCUCACCUCCAGCCCCAAACCCACACACAGCUUCAGCCCCAAGCUCAAGCCCAAAUCCGUGCACAGGUUCAGGUCCAGCCUUGUGGCCAAGUCCAACAAAUGUCACACAUUCAGGGGCAAGCGCAUCUCCAAGCACAUGCUCAACUUCACCCGCAAGUCAGAGUUCAGUUUCAGCCUCGAGCGCAAAUUCAGCCACAGGUUCAGCAACCACCACAAACACAAGUACAGUCCCUUCCUCAGAUUCAACCUCAGGUGCAGUUUCAGUCCCAAACCAAAACGUUGCCCCAGGCCCAGCUCCAACCAAGGGUCCAACCUCAGUACCAGCAGGUACACGCGUCUUUUCAAACACAGCCGCAAACCCAACCUCAGGCUCAGCAACAGCCUCAGGUCCAACCACAACUCCAGGUUCAGUCACAGCCUCAGGUUCAGUCUCAGGCCCAAACACAGCUUCAACCGCAGCCCCAGAUCCAAACCCAACUCCAUCCCCAGGUUCAGGUCCAGUUCCAGCAGCAAAACCAGAUUCAACCUCAGGCCUCACAGCAACCCCAGGUCCACAUUCAAUCACCGGUUCAAGCUCAAGUCCAAUCCCAACCCCAGUUUCAAGUCCAGUCGACGCAACAGACCCAAGUCCCGCAACAGCUUCAGGUCCAAGCCCAACCUCAAGUCCAAGCGAAGCUCCAAGUCCAGUUCCAACCUCAGAACCAAACCCAAGUUCAGUCGCAGCCUCAGCUUCAGGUCCAGUCUCCUAUCAGGCAUCAACUCAUCACUGUCCCGGGCCUCCAACAGCCAGUCCAGCUCCUCUCUGCCCUGCCGCCCCAUGUUGCAGCUCAGAUCCAAGCCCAGAUCCAGGCGCAGGCACAGCAGCAGGGUGGCGCCGUUCCCCAACAGAUCAAACUGCAGCUGCCUAUCCAGAUCCAGCAAACUGGGGGACAAAUUCAGGCCCAUCAGAUCCAGAACAUGGUCACUAUACAGGCGCCAGCAAGCGUCCAGGAGCAGCUUCAGAGGAUGCAGCAGCAGCAGCAUCAACAACAGCAGCAGCAACAACAGCAGCAACACCAACAACAACCAAAGAAAAAGAAACACCACGAGGCUAAAAGGGAACAGAAAGAUCAGAAUCUGCAAGUUGUGAGCGCAGGGGAUGGUGUCCAAAAGCAGGCGGUGGUGAAGCAGAAUACCACAGCAGAUCAGCUGAAACAGAGGAAGACUCUGGCUGCUGCUGAACGAGAGGAGAACCAGAGAAUGAUUGUGUGCAACCAGGUGAUGAAGUUCAUCCUCGACAAGAUCGAGAAGGAUGAGAAGCAGGCAGCUAAGAAACGAAAGAAGGAAGAAGUGGUGGAGCAGAAACGCUCCAAGCAGAAUGCCACAAAGCUGACUGCACUGCUGUAUAAGCACAAAGAGCAGCUGAAGGCGGAAAUCCUUAAGAAGAGAGCCCUGCUGGACAAGGAGCUGCAGCUGCAAGUACAGGAGGAGCUGAAGCGGGACAUCGCCAGGCUACAGAGAGAAAAGGAAAAAGCCCGAGCUGCUAUCACCCAGGCCGCUGCAGCUACCGUAAAGGCAGCCUCCUCCCACUCUUCCCAUGCCUCCCAUCUUUCUCACUCUACAAAUUCCUCUCACAGCCCCCACACAGUGACCUCAUCCUCCUCGUCCCAUAAACGCAAGAAGGAAGACGAGAGAGACAAAGACAGAAACCGAGAUAGGGACAGGCAUCACGACAAGGACAAGAAACGGGACAGAGACAAGGACAGAGACCGAUACAGAGAUAAGGACCGAGACCGGGAUCGAGACAAGGAGAGAGACCGAGAGCGGGACAGACAUCGAGACAGGGACCGAGACAAGGACCGAGAUAGGGACAGAGACAAAGAAAGAGAUUCCAGCUCUUCAAAACACAAGAAGAAGAAGAAGCUCUCUUCUACCUCAAAGGAUCACAAGAAGGACACCAAACUGUACUGUAUCUGCAAAACUCCCUACGACGAGUCAAAGUUCUAUAUCGGGUGUGACCUGUGUUCCAACUGGUUUCAUGGUGCAUGUGUUGGCAUCACAGAGAAGGAGGCCAAGAAGUUGGAGGACUUUGUGUGUAACGACUGUAAACGUGGUCAAGAGGGAGGAAGCACUGAGGAGCUGUACUGCAUUUGCCGGACGCCAUAUGACGAAUCGCAGUUUUACAUCGGCUGUGAUCGCUGUCAGAACUGGUACCACGGGCGCUGUGUGGGCAUCCUGCAGAGCGAAGCCAAUCACAUCGACGUGUACGUGUGUCCGCAGUGUCAGUCGACAGAAGACGCCAUGACGGUCCUCACGCCGCUCACUGACAAAGACUAUGAGGGGUUGAAAAGAAUAUUACGCUCGUUACAGUCUCACAAAAUGGCCUGGCCUUUCCUCGAACCAGUGGAUCCUCAUGACGCUCCUGAUUAUUAUCGUGUGAUAAAGGAGCCAAUGGACUUCUCCACGAUGGAAACUCGUUUGCAGAAGCGACAUUACCACAAGCUCACGGAGUUUGUGGCAGACGUGACCAAAAUAUUCGACAACUGCCGCUAUUACAACCCCAACGAUACGCCCUUCUUUCAGUGUGCCGAGGUGCUCGAAGCCUUCUUUGUACAGAAGCUUAAAGGUUUCAAAGCGAGCAGGUCUCAUAACAACAAGCUUCAGUCUUCUUCAGCCUCUUAGAAAGCGUCGCACAUUGCGCAAACAAAAUGCACUUGCCACAAAUAUGGCUUUUCUGAACUGUAACUCUGUGACGGACUCUGCCUCGCACCGUGUUUUGGGAUUUUGCACCUCUGACUUCCGCGUCCAGAAGCGACCGGCCGGCACUCGUCGAGGCAGAGCUGCCCUCUGCCCGUUUCAGGACCUUUUUUUGGACCCGUCUUCAUCAGAGGAGCGACAACAACUUGAGGCAUUUCAGAAGAAAGUUUACCUCGGAGAAAAGACUCUUACGGAGCUCUCAUAUUUCCAUGUACUUUAUUUUUGAUCUCAGCCUUUUUAUUUUUUUCUUACUUGGUUAAAAAAAAAAAAAGCAAAAGAGAAUCCCUCAGGCCAUCCUCGUUGGUCAUCAUGUCCGGUGAAAUAGGAAGCUGAACGCCGACACACAACGGCUGAGUUUUACUGAGCAUCAUGUAUCAAGAGUUUUGUGUCUAAAUUCAGAGAUCACAGUGGAACGAUGUUCUUCUCUCCAUUUCCAUUGUUUAGUCUGAAGCGGCAUGAGACACAGUUAAACUUCUGGAUAUCUGGACAUAUUCUACUGAAAGUACAGUAAUAAGCUAUUGGAAAUCAAUCGCUUUGUAGUAGUGAGUGGCUGGGAAGGUUAAAACCAUGUGUCGGAAGGUUCCUGCCCUGUUUGUAAAAAAAUUAGUCAGAUUUUGACUUGAUUUCUUUUCCGUUCUUUUGUAUUACAGCUGAAGAAAUAUUGAUGUAUAUGGAACUUAAUAAAAUUCAAAAGACUGA